AGUUCGCAGUUGCCUUGGUAACUUGGCACGUUUUUGGCCUGUUUGUUCAAUUAAGUUUUCAGCUUAUAACAAUUCACGGAGGCGAAAAGUUGUGCAACGCGGAAGAGAUUCAGAAAAUCUAGUAAAUCUAUAAUGAUUUUUGAUUAGGUGCACAGUUGUGUGCUCCGGUUUGUGGUGAAUUUGCUUUUUGCAUAGAGAUAGAGUUUUGGCAAGAUGUUCGUGCAGAAGAAAAAGCUGGUUGAGCAUGUUUUGGCAAUGCGCGCCGAAGGGGGCAGUAGUGAUGAUGAUGAGGAGGAGGAGGACCAGGGCGACAUUUUGCAGCGCCGGCGGGAAGAAUGCGAGCGCAAAGCCCGUCGAGGGGAGAUGGAUCCCCGGCUGGAGUUCACCUUCCAGCUCCUGAUCGACGCCACCCAGCUGCCCAGGCAUCAGCUCAUGGACUACAUAUUCGAAGGGGACAUGCUCGACGAGAUCAAUCAGCUGUUCCUGCCGAACAUGAAGAACAAGCUGCUGUGGUUCUACCAGGAGACGGAUGACCCCGAGCCCACGCCAGUGCCCGAUCCGAAUAAGCCCGGACCCUCGAGAUCUGGAGUGGCUUCCAGCAGCUCCAAGACGCCGCAGGGUGGUGCUUCUCCCAGUGGAUUGCCGCCACCCAAGCACAAGAAGCUGUUCCUUACCGAUGGAUGGACUUGCGCCUUCACAGGAGUUUGUAUUUACAUAUUUCGGGUGAACACGUCGAAGCAGCUGCCGGAGGAGGGAUUCCAGAAGGAUUUGUAUUGCGGAGUGAUCGAUGCGAAGAAUAUAGGGCUAGUUACCUCCAUCGAGCGGAUUGUGGAGUUCGUGUUCAUGCAGGCUCUGGCCUUUCCCAGUCUGGAGGGCGACGAGGAGGACGUGAGCUGCGGACUGAUCAAGGGACAACUCCUGCCGGGAUUGAGAUCCUUCUGCAGCGCCCUGCGCGUCUGCGAACAGGUGUGCGACCAUCACAAUGUCUUCGCCGACGGCUGCGACAUGUUCGAGAAGAUCGACGAGGUGGAGGAGGUGAAGGACAUGUCCAAGAACCAGGACUUCUGCGCCCAGCUGGAGGAGCGCGUGAACAACUGGACGAAGGGCAUCCUGAAGAUUCUCGGGGAGAGCGAGCAGCUGCGCAAGGAGAACGACCACAGUGGGCCGCAGGACGAGCUGGAGUACUGGAAGAAGCGGGGCGCCCAGUUCUCCCAGCUCCUGGCCCACCUGCAGGACAAGGAGGUGCAGUUCACGCUGCACUGCCUCUUCCUGGCCGGCUCCCGCAUAAUCAAGCAGUGGAAGGAGACCGACCGCAAGAUCACCUUCUGCUACAACGAGGCGCGCGACAACUCCAAGUUCAUCCAGGCCAUGGAGACGUGCUGCCACUCGCUGUACCUGGACGAUCCCGUCAGCAUGAAGGAGUCCAUCCUAAGCCUGCUGCAAACGGUGCGACUCAUCUACAGCGUCUCCCAGUUCUACAAUACCUCGGAAAGGACAUCCGCUCUGAUGGUUAAGAUAACCAACCAAAUGAUUGAAACCUGCAAGUCGUACAUCACCUGUCGUUGCAAGGAAACUAUUUGGUCCCAGGAUCGGAACUUAAUCCGUACUAAGCUGAGCAACUGCAUCAAGUUGAAUCACAUUUACCACGAGACCUACUACACAGUUAGGGAGCAGCCCUUUCUGCCGAAUCAGACGCCUUUCGGCUUUUCCGAAAACUUUGUCUUUGGAAAAUUUGACACCUUUUGCGAGAGGCUAUCCAAGAUAAUUAGCAUGUUCAAUUUGAUCGAUGACUACAAUCACUUGUUUGAACGGCGACUGGAGGGACUUCUUCUGGGCGAAGCUUUGGAGGAUGCUUCCAACCACUUUGAGGAGGCCAAAAAGGAUGUGACUUCCCGGAAGUAUGACUACUUGGAUCACCGCAACUCCGAUUUCAACGUAGAUUUCGAGCGGUUCAUUCACAAAACGAACUCCCUGAAGGACACCAUAGCCACUCUCAUCGAAACGGACUUCGAUACCGUCUGGGAGACGCCGCAGUGCAUCCGUUUCCUGGUCCGCUUCGAGAAGGUCAGCGAGAAGAUUCCGUUGACCAAGAUGGACGAGAAGUACACUCGAAUCCUGCGCUACGUGGAGAAGGAGGUGGAUCGCAUCCUGAAGACGUUCCGCAAGCAGCGCGACGAUCCCCCGCUGGCCAGGAACUUCCCACCCAUUGCUGGAAGGAUUCACUGGUGUCGCGCCCUUAGUCUGCACAUCACGGAACUCAUGGACGCGGUGAUGGACCACCCGGUGCUGAGCAACCUGCCCAUGGCCAAGGACCUGGAUGUGCGCUACCACAAUGUGCUCGGCGUGCUGCAGGAGUACGAGGACGAGAUUGUGUCCAUUUGGCUGGACCAGGAUGUCAGCGUGGCCGACGCGUGCCUGCUGCAGCCACUGCUCUGUCUCCAGGGGGACAAGUUGUUUGUCAACCUGCACCCCACCAUCCCGCUGCUCAUCCGGGAGGCCAAGAUGCUGGCCAAGCUGGACAUCGAGUUGCCCAUUGUGGCCGCCACGCUGAUGAGUCGUCAGCAGUACUUCAUCACCAUCCAGGAUUCGCUGAAUUGCCUUAUAAAAAUGUUCCUGUCCACUGUGCGAGCCGUAAAGCUGGAGGUGCGUCCCUUGUUCCUGCCCCAGUUGGUUCGCCUAACGGCCAUGCUGAAGCCAGGAUUACACACAAUCAAUUGGACAAACCAAAACUGGACCGAGUUCUAUGAGCGCUGCAAGCAGGCCAUCGAGAAUUUCGAGGUUCUGGUGGCACGUGUCCAUGACAUCUACUCCAAUCGCAUUCUCAAUGUGCUGAUGUGGAUGCAGGAUGUCUCCUUGCAGAUUUUACCAGCAGACGAUGAAAUCUGGACAGUUGACGAGUUUCUGGAGAGGAGCGAGGAGGCCUGCCGAAAAGCGGCCAUCGAUCUGAACCGGAAGAGUCAAAUGGUCUCCGAGGCUGUGGAAGAGGUCCUCAGCUUGGUGGACAAAGCCACGGCAGCCUUCAAGGAGAUAGCCGGCGAUGAUGUGAUUACUCUGUUUGAUGCAGCCACUCCGAAGGGAGAGAAUUCGGGAUCGGGGGGACGCAAGACGGAAGAUGGAGGCGGAGGCGGUGGCGGUGGCGCAGGCGGAGGAGCUGCUGCCCCCACGACCAGUGGUGGCGGUGGACAGCAGCAGGACUGGAGUAUCCUGUGGUCCUGCUUCGAGAACCCUCUGUCCCUCUUGUCCACCUCAGAAAGUCUACCCAAAGGCAUGCAGGACAUGGUGUGCAACGCGGUGGUGGAGAUGCGCCGCUACUACAGCCGCAAGGUGAUCGACGUGCUGAUCAAGGUGAUCCGGGCCGCUCUGGACACCCUCCGCCGUCGGUUCAUCGCCGACGAGAACGAGACGGUGUUCAAGAAGCCGGUGUUCGCGCUGCACGCGCAGCUGCAGAUACCCCAUGUGGUGAUUAAGCCGAAUCUGGACGAGCUGCAGGACUUUUUGGUGACGGCUGGCAAGAAUAUCACGGGCAUUGCGAAAGGCGUGGCGCAGUGGAGCAGCGGCAAAGAUCCGCCGGUGCGUACCGCCCCACUGAAUAGCUUCGCAAUGUUCUCCAAAAUCUUGUCUUACCAACCGCAGCAAGUUUCGAUGACGGCGACGCAGCCGCGCGUCGGACGCAACCACAAUGAGACGGCCGGCGGGGGCAAGAGCCGGCGGCGCAAGAUCUACUGUCUGGCCUCCGAGGAGCGGCCCCAGAUGCCGCACAUGCUCAAGAGCUUCUACUCGGCCAUCAUGGACAACAAGGAGGUGGCCAAGGCGGUCAACCAGCUGGCCAGCUGCACCAAGAACGUCAAGCCGGAGAUCCAGACGUACAUCAAGCGCUGGAAGCCGUACCACUUCCUCUGGAAGAACGACCGCACCACCCGCCAGCUCAUGGAGUUCGGCCUGCAGGAGUUCGAGACCACGCUGCGCUGCCUCUCCGACCUGGACGCCAAUCUGCUCGUGGAGCCGGACAUGGAGGUCUUCGGCCAGUGCGUGGCCGUCUACAACGAAAGGCUCAAGUAUGGUUUGGCCAUUGAAAUCAAAUCCUGCAACCACAAAAUCGGACAGGCCAUGAAGAAGAAGUACAAGAAGGAGAUGGACUAUGUGUAUGCGGUAAUCAACGAGAUGGAUCGCAAACUGGACAGGCCCAUCCGUGACCUGGACGAUGUGCGAAUGAUAAUGGAGACCUUGGGUAAGAUUCGCGAGCAGGAGGUGGACAUGGAGCUGCGCAUCGAUCCCAUUGAGGAAGCCUUCAAUGUCCUCACCCGCUACGAGGUGCAAGUGGAGCGGGAGCAAUUCGAUCUGGUGGACAACUUGAGGGCCACGUUCCAGAACCUUUUGGCCGGCGCGCUGCAGGCACAGGUCAAGCUGCUGGAUAUGCAGCCGGCCUUCCAGGACGAUCUGCGCACCAACCUGGACAACUUCAAGCAGGACAAGAUCUCGUACGUGACGGAGUACCGCACGGCAGGGCCGAUGCAGGCCGGGCUGACGCCUCGAGAGGCCUCCGACCGGCUGAUCCUGUUCCAGAACCGAUUCGAGGGCAUGUGGCGACGCCUGCAGACGUACCAGAGCGGCGAGGAACUCUUCGGUCUGCCCCAGACGGACUACCCAGAGCUCGGCCAGAUCCGCAAGGAGCUAAACCUGCUGCAGAAGCUGUAUAAGUUGUAUAACGACGUGAUCGAUCGGGUGAGCAGCUACUACGACAUACCCUGGAACGAGGUGGACAUCGAGGAGAUCAACAACGAGCUGAUGGAGUUCCAGAACCGCUGCCGCAAGCUGCCCAAGGGCCUCAAGGAGUGGCCGGCCUUCCACGCUCUGAAGAAGACCAUCGACGACUUCAACGACAUGUGUCCGCUACUGGAGUUGAUGGCGAAUAAAGCCAUGAAGCCACGCCACUGGCAACGGAUCAUGGACGUUACUCGCUACAUCUUCGAGUUCGACUCGGAGGGUUUCUCGCUGAAGAACAUAUUGGAGGCGCCGCUGCUGAAGCACAAGGAGGACAUCGAGGACAUCUGCAUCAGUGCAAUGAAGGAGAAGGACAUCGAGGCGAAGCUGAAGCAGGUGACCAACGAGUGGUCGGUGCACGAGCUGCAGUUCAUGAGCUUCAACAAUCGCGGCGAGCUGCUGCUGCGGGGCGACACCACGGCGGAGACGAUUGGCCAGCUGGAGGAUAGCUUGAUGGUGCUGGGCUCCCUGCUCUCCAACCGCUACAAUGCCCCCUUCCGCAAGCAGAUCCAGCAGUGGGUCUACGACCUCUCCAACUCCAAUGAGAUCCUCGAGCGCUGGCUGCUCGUCCAGAACAUGUGGGUCUACCUGGAGGCCGUGUUCGUGGGUGGCGACAUCGCGAAGCAACUGCCCAAGGAGGCGAAGAGGUUUUCGAAGAUCGACAAGUCCUGGCAGAAGAUCAUGCAGCGGGCCCACGAGACCCCCGGUGUCGUGGCCUGUUGCGUCGGGGACGAUCUGCUCAAACAGCUGCUGCCUCAUCUGCAGGAGCAGCUGGAGAUUUGCCAGAAAUCCUUGAGUGGGUACUUGGAGCGCAAGCGCAUGAUGUUCCCACGCUUCUUCUUUGUGUCAGAUCCUGCCCUGCUAGAAAUACUGGGGCAGGCUUCCGAUUCGCAUACCAUACAGAACCACCUCCUCAACAUAUUCGACAACACCAAGUCGGUGAAGUUCCACGACGUGGAGUACAACAAGAUGAUGGCCAUCAUCAGCAGCGAGGGCGAGAUGAUCCAGCUGGACAGGGCCAUCCGGGCGGAGGGCUCCGUGGAGACCUGGCUCACCCAGCUGCUGGUCACCGCCCAGGCCUCGCUGCACUCGAUCAUUCGCACCGCCUACGCCACCAUCAACGAUCCCAACUUCACCCUGCUCAGCUUCCUGGAGAAGGCGCCGGCCCAGAUCGGCCUGCUCGGCAUCCAGAUGGUGUGGACCCGCGACGCCGAGAUGGCCCUGAUGCGGGGACGCGAGCGCAAGGUCAUGAUGGAGACCAACAACAAGUUCCUGGAGAUCCUCAACACCCUCAUCGACCAGACCACGCGCAAUCUCACCAAACGGGAGCGCACGAACUUCGAGACCCUGAUCACCAUUCAUGUGCAUCAGCGCGAUAUCUUCGACAUCCUGUGCCGCAUGAACAUUAAGUCAGCCAACGACUUUGAGUGGCUCAAGCAAUGCCGUUUCUACUUCAAAGAGGACCUGGACAAAACUUGGAUAUCGGUGACGGAUGUGACCUUCACCUACCAAAACGAAUACCUGGGCUGUACAGAUCGCCUGGUUAUUACUCCGCUAACUGAUCGUUGUUACAUAACCCUGGCCCAGGCACUCACCUUAUCCAUGGGCGGAGCACCAUGCGGGCCAGCCGGCACGGGAAAAACGGAGACCGUCAAGGACAUGGGCAAAACGCUGGCCAAGUAUGUGGUCGUCUUCAAUUGCUCCGAUCAAAUGGACUACAGAGGUCUGGGUCGCAUCUACAAGGGAUUAGCUCAGUCCGGCAGCUGGGGAUGCUUCGAUGAGUUCAACCGGAUUGAACUCCCGGUCCUUUCGGUGGCCGCCCAACAAGUGGCUGUCGUCCUGACCGCCAAAAAGGAGAAGAGGAAAACAUUCCUGUUCACCGAUGGCGACACGAUUGAAAUGAAUCCAGAGUUUGGAAUAUUUAUAACUAUGAAUCCAGGAUAUGCGGGUCGCAAGGAAUUGCCGGAGAAUUUGAAAAUCCAGUUCCGCACGGUGGCCAUGAUGGUGCCGGAUAGACAGAUAAUCAUACGAGUUAAGCUGGCCAGUUGCGGCUUCCUGGAGAACAUAACGUUGGCCAGAAAGUUCUAUACCCUGUACAAGCUGUGUGAGGAGCAACUGACCAAACAGGUGCACUACGACUUCGGACUGAGGAACAUACUCUCGGUGCUGCGAACUCUGGGAGCUGCCAAGCGGAGGAACUCCAAGGACACAGAGAGCACCAUUGUGAUGCGGGUGCUGCGUGACAUGAAUCUUUCCAAGCUGAUCGACGAUGAUGAGCCGCUCUUUAUGUCCCUGGUCUCCGAUUUGUUUCCCAACCAGACCCUCGAAAAGACCAAUUACCCAGAGCUGGAGGCCGCCAUUCUUCAGCAAACGGACGAGGCCAGCCUCAUUUACCAUCCUCCCUGGGUCCUGAAGCUCAUUCAACUGUACGAGACCCAAAACGUUCGCCACGGCAUCAUGACUUUGGGGCCAAGUGGCGCCGGCAAGACGACCUGCAUCCACACCCUGAUGAAGGCCAUGACCCAAAUGGGCGACAACCACCGGGAGAUGCGCAUGAAUCCCAAGGCCAUCACGGCUGCCCAAAUGUUUGGACGACUCGACGUGGCCACCAACGAUUGGACGGAUGGAAUUUUCUCGGCCCUCUGGCGGAAGACCCUCAAGCUCAAGGCCGGCGAGCACGUCUGGUUGGUCCUCGACGGUCCGGUGGACAGUAUUUGGAUAGAGAACCUCAACUCGGUGCUGGACGACAACAAGACCCUGACCUUGGCCAAUGGCGAUCGUCUGACCAUGGCGCCCUCCGUCAAAAUCAUAUUCGAGCCGCACAAUAUUGACAACGCCUCGCCAGCCACCGUAUCCCGCAAUGGAAUGGUCUACAUGAGCUCUUCUGGUCUGGACUCUCGACCAAUUGUUCAGGCCUGGCUUAAAAACCGCGCUCCCGGCGAAAAGACGACCUUUUCGGAUUUGUUCGAUCAGACCUUCGUCGAGGUGUACAACUGGGGAGUGCAGAUGGUGAAGUUGCAGAUGCCCGUGUUGCAGUGCAACGUGGUCCAGCAGAUGCUGUUUAUACUGGAGGGCUUGAUACCCGUCAAGAAGGAGGACGAACAGGCGGUGAGCCUGUCCAGCAAGGAGAGCCACGAUGCUAAUAAACGUUCAGAGCACCAAAAAAAAGUCGAAGAGGCGCGACGGCAAUCGAUUGGCAGUCAGAUUGUCGAGGACCUUCCUCCGGAGACAUCGAUCGAGGAGAAGGAGGACACCUGCACCCCGGAACACUUGCACCGCUUGUACAUCUUCGCGCUCGCCUGGGGCCUGGGCGGUUACCUCUCCACUAGCGACCGCGUCCGGAUGAACCAUUUCGUGAAGGAAUCCUUCCCGCAGCUGGACUACCCGAAGGGUAGUGCCCACGAGAACACCAUCUUUGACUUCUUCGUUUCUCCAGCGGGCGUGUGGCAGUCGUGGAAGACGCUCGUCACCCCCUACAUGUAUCCGGAGCUUUCCACACCAGACUACCUGAGCAUUCUGGUGCCCAUCGUGGAUAAUGUGCGCAUCGACUAUCUGAUCGGCACCAUUGCCAAUCAGGAGCGGGCCGUGAUGGUGAUUGGCGAACAGGGCACGGGCAAGACGGUGAUCAUGAAGAACUUCAUGAGGAAGAUGAACGUUGAGACGUACAUGGGCCGUUCCUUCAACUUCUCGUCGGCCACCAGUCCGUAUCAGUUCCAGCGCACAAUCGAGAGCUAUGUGGAGAAGCGCGUUGGGGUCACCUUCGGUCCGCCCGGUGGCCGCAAGCUGAUCGUCUUCAUCGACGACAUCAAUCUGCCCGAGAUCAACGAGUGGGGCGACCAGAUAACCAACGAGAUUGUGCGCCAGUCCAUGGACAUGAAGGGCUUCUACAGCCUGGAGAAGCCCGGCGACUUCACCACAAUCGUCGAUGUGCAGUAUGUGGCGGCCAUGGGCCUGCCCGGCGGCGGACGCAACGAUAUACCGUCGCGGCUUAAGCGCCAGUUCUGCGUGUUCAACUGCAACAUACCCGACAACGACUCCAUCGACAAGAUAUUCCGCGUGAUCGGUGAGGGCCAUUACAAUGCCAAGCGCGGCUUUGUGCCCGAGAUCCGCAGCCUGGUCAAGAAGCUGAUCAUCGUCACCCGCCAUCUGUGGCAGCGCACGCGCGAGAAGCUGCUGCCCACGCCGGCCAAGUUCCACUACGUGUUCAGUUUGCGCGAUUUGUCGCGCAUCUGGCAGGGCAUGGUGGGCACCUUAUCCACGGUGAUCACCUCCGAGGGCGUCCUCAUGGCACUGUGGAAGCACGAGUGCACGCGAGUGUUCGCCGAUCGAUUCACCACGUUCCAGGACAAGGAGUGGUUCGGCUCAGAGCUGGCAUGUCUUGUGCGCGAGGAGCUGGGCGACGCCCACUCCCAAAUGAUCCUGCCCAAUCCGGUGUUCGUUGACUUCAUGCGCGACGCCCCCGAGCCGACCGGCGAGGAGGGCGAGGACACCGAUAUGGAGCUACCCAAGGUCUACGAGCCGGUCCACUCACACGAAGUGCUCCGCGAGCGUCUCGUCAUGUUCCUCGCCCAGUUCAACGAAAUGGUGCGAGGGUCGGGAAUGGAUUUGGUGUUCUUCCCGGAUGCAAUGCUGCAUCUGGUGAAGAUCUCCCGCAUCAUUCGGCAUCCGAGGGGAUCGGUCAUGCUUGUCGGGGUCGGCGGUUCUGGAAAACAGUCGCUAACGAAAUUGGCAUCGUUCAUAGCCGGCUACAAGACAUUCCAAAUUGCGUUGACGCGUUCGUACAACGUGGCCAAUUUUCUGGAGGAUCUAAAGCUGCUCUACCGCACCUGCGGCGUCCAGGGCAAGGGCACAACCUUUCUCUUCACCGACAUGGAUAUCAAGGAGGAAGGUUUCCUCGAGUAUCUCAACAACAUACUCUCGAGCGGCGUCAUAUCGAAUCUAUUCUCGCGCGAUGAGCAGGCCGAAAUCGUGCAGGAGCUGACGCCGGUCAUGAAACGCGAGAAUCAACGCAAAACAGCGACCCCGGAAAGUGUGAUGGACUUUUUUUUGGCGCGCACCUGCACCAAUCUGCACGUGGCCUUCUGCUUCUCGCCCGUGGGCGAGACGUUCCGGUCGCGAGUGCAGCGCUUCCCCGCCUUGGUCUCCGGCUGCACCAUUGACUGGCUGCAUCCGUGGCCCAAGGACGCCUUGGUCUCGGUUGCCCGACACUUUCUGAGCCACUUCGAGAUCGAGUGCACCCCGGCCGUCAAGGAGGAGCUGGUCAACGCCCUCGGCUCCAUCCAGGACAUUGUCGCGGAAACGUCGCAGGAGUACUUCCAGCGUUUCCGCCGCGCCACGCACGUGACACCCAAAUCUUAUCUGAACUUUAUUGCCGGCUACAAGAACAUCUACCAAAUGAAGCAGCAAGAGCUGCGAGAUGGUGUGGAGAAGAUGGAUACGGGCUUGGAGAAACUGAAAGAGGCCUCCGCCUCGGUUGAGAUCCUCAAGAAGGAUUUGGUGGUCAUGGAGGAGGAGCUGGUCGAAGCCUCCAAGAACGCCGAGUCAGUGCUAGUGGAGGUGACGGAGCGCGCGAUGCAAGCGGAGAUCGUCAAGAAUCAGGUGCUCAUCGUCAAGGACAAGGCCGAGGCCCUGGUGGCCUGCAUUGCCCACGAAAAAGCCCUGGCCGAGGAGAAACUGGAGGCGGCCAAGCCGGCGCUGGAGGAGGCCGAGAACGCCCUCAACACGAUCAAGCCGGCCCACAUCGCCACCGUGCGCAAGCUGGGCCGUCCGCCGCACCUGAUCAUGCGGAUCAUGGACUGUGUGCUGAUCCUCUUCAAGCGCAAGCUGCAUCCCUGCAUCGCGGACGCGGGCACGCCGUGUCCGAAGCCCUCCUGGCAGGAAUCCUUGAAGAUGAUGGCCAGUGCCACCUUCCUGCUGCAACUGCAAAACUAUCCCAAGGACACCAUCAACGACGAGAUGAUCGAUCUGCUGCAGCCGUACUUCCGCAUGGAGGACUACAACAUGGACAUGGCCCGUCGUGUGUGCGGAGACGUGGCUGGCCUGCUGUCCUGGACCAAGGCCAUGUCCUUCUUCCACAGUGUUAACAAGGAGGUGCUGCCCUUGAAGGCAAAUCUAACCAUGCAAGAGGCGCGACUUAAGCUGGCCAUGGACGACUUGGCAGGUGCCGAGGAGCAACUAAGGGAGCGCGAGGAGGCCCUCCAGGCUGUGAAGGAUCAGUACGACAAGGCGGUGGGCGAGAAGCAGAGGUUGACGGAUGCGGCCAAUGUCUGUCUGCGAAAGAUGACGGCGGCCACGGCUCUGAUCAAUGGGCUUUCGGAUGAGAAGCACCGGUGGACCAACCAGAGCAAGGAGUUCAAGAUCCAGUUGGGCAAGCUGGUGGGCGAUGUGCUGCUGGCCACCGGAUUUCUGUCCUAUUGCGGGCCCUACAACCAGGAGUUCCGCGCCAAUCUCAUCAAGACCUGGAUGGGCAUACUGAAGCAGAAGAGCAUACCCUUCACCACUGGACUGAACAUCAUCAACAUGCUGGUGGACUCCUCGACGGUGUCGGAGUGGACGCUCCAGGGAUUACCGAACGAUGAGCUGUCGGUGCAGAAUGCCCUGAUAGCCACCAAGUCCAGUAGCUAUCCACUGUUGGUGGAUCCGCAGACGCAGGGCAAGAUCUGGAUCAAGUGCAAGGAGGACAAGAACGAGCUGCAGAUUACCUCGCUGAACCACAAGUACUUCCGCACCCAUCUCGAGGACUCGCUGUCCCUGGGCAGGCCACUGCUGAUCGAGGAUGUGGGCAUUGACCUCGAUCCGGUCAUCGACAACGUGCUGGAGAAGAACUUCAUCAAGUCGGGCAGCAUAGAGAAGGUGCUGGUGGGCGAUAAGGAGUGCGAUGUGAUGCCGGGCUUCAUGCUCUACAUCACCACGAAGCUGCCCAAUCCGGCCUUCAGUCCGGAGGUCAGUGCCAAGACCUCCAUCAUUGAUUUCACGGUCACCAUGCGGGGACUGGAAGAUCAGCUCCUGGGCCGAGUGAUCCUCAUGGAGAAGUCCGAUCUGGAGGCCGAGCGGGUGGCACUCUUCGAAACGGUCAUGCAGAACCAGAGGAACAUGAAGGAAUUGGAGGCGAAUCUCCUGCUGCGCCUGAGCUCAUCCCAGGGAUCCCUGGUGGACGACGAGGCCUUGAUUGAAGUGCUGCGGGUCACGAAAACCACAGCGGAGGAGGUCAACCAAAAACUGAAGAUCUCCGAGGUCACGGAGCGUAAGAUUAUGAAGGCGCGGGAGGAGUUCCGGGCGGUGGCCAAGCGCGGAUCCAUUCUCUACUUCCUUAUUGUGGAGAUGAGCAACGUGAAUGCCAUGUACCAGAACUCCCUGAAACAAUUUCUGGUCAUCUUCAACUGUUCCAUCACCAAGUCGACCAAGUCCAGUGUCACCGAAGAGCGAAUAAACAUUAUCCUGCGCUAUCUCACCUACGAGGUGUACAAGUUUACCAAUCGCAGUCUCUACGAGCGGCACAAGCAGCUGUUCACCUUGAUGCUGGCCAUCAAGAUCGACUACCACAAUGGAAACAUCAGCCACGAGGAGUUCCUCACCUUCAUCAAGGGCGGCGCCUCGUUGGACUUGAAUGCCGUCACCCCGAAACCCUUCCGCUGGAUCCUGGACAUCACCUGGCUAAAUCUGGUGGAGAUCAGCAAGCUGGAAACCUUCUCCACGGUCCUUCAGGUGAUCGAGCUAAACGAACGCGACUGGCGCUGCUGGUACGAGUGCGAGAAGCCGGAGAAUGAGGAGAUCCCCUGCGGCUACAAUGCCCUCCUCGAUGGUUUCCGGAAGCUGCUGCUCAUCCGCUCGUGGUGCCCCGAUCGCACCAUUUCUCAGGCGAAGAAAUACAUAGAAGAAUCUCUUGGAAGCGAGUAUAGCGAAAUGCAAAUUCUUGAUCUGGAGGAGAUGUGGCUUGAGUCGGAACCGCGCACUCCAUUUGUGUGCCUGCUGUCCAUAGGAUCGGAUCCAACCACCCAGAUCGGCGCUCUGGCCAAGCAGAAGAGCAUUGUUUUGAAAUGUGUGUCGAUGGGCCAGGGGCAGGAGUACCAUGCGCGGAAGAUGAUAAUCGAGUCGAUGGCCAUCGGGGGAUGGGUGCUGCUCCAGAACGUGCACCUGUCGCUGCCCUUCUGCAGCGAGAUCAUCGACAUGCUGGUGGAGAGCGAGCACAUAGACGACUCCUUCCGCAUGUGGGUGACGACGGAGCCGCACAACGAGUUCCCCAUCGGACUGCUGCAGAUGGCCCUCAAGUUCACAAAUGAACCACCGCAGGGAAUACGUGCCAGUCUGAAGCGCAGCUACCAGUCGUUCACCCAGGACUUCCUCGACUACACAUCGGCCUCGCAGUGGCCCCCGCUCCUCUACACGGUGGCUUUCCUGCACACCAUCGUCCAGGAGCGGCGUAAGUUCGGUCCGCUGGGCUGGAACAUACCCUACGAGUUCAACCAGGCGGACUUCGCCGCCAGCGUGCAGUUCAUCCAGAAUCACCUGGACGAGAUGGACCCCAAGAAGGGCGUCUCCUGGCAGACGCUGGUCUACAUGAUUGGCGAGGUGCAGUACGGCGGUCGGGUGACCGACGACUUCGACAAGCGGCUGCUCACCACCUUCACCGCGGUGUGGUUCUGCGAGCCGCUGCUCUCCAGCUCCUUCGAGUUCUACAAGGGCUACAAGGUGCCGGGCACGAAGAGCCUGCAGGGUUUCAUCGAUUAUAUCAACAGUUUGCCGGCCUACGACACCCCCGAGGUAUUUGGCCUGCAUUCGAAUGCCGACAUCACGUACCAAAUAAAUUCGGCCAAAGGCAUCCUCGACACCAUCCUGAGUGUGCAGCCCAAGGAGGGCGGCGGCGGGGGCGGCGAGACGCGGGAGAGCAUCGUCUACCAACUGGCGGAGGACAUGCUGCGCAAGCUGCCCGCCCAGUACAACGCCUACGAGGUGCGGGAGAACCUCAACCGGAUGGGCAUCCUCCUGCCCAUGAACAUAUUCCUCAGGCAGGAAAUCGAUCGCAUGCAACGGGUCAUUAAGCGCGUACACACCUGCCUCUGCGACCUCAAGCUGGCGAUUGAUGGCACCAUUGUGAUGAGCCCGGCGCUGAAAGAGUCACUCGACGCCAUGUACGAUGCCCGCAUUCCCGAGACCUGGAUGAAGAUUUCCUGGGAGUCCACUACUCUGGGCUUUUGGUACACCGAGCUGCUGGAACGCAACGGGCAAUUUCGAACCUGGAUAUCAACGGAUCGGCCCAAGGUUUUCUGGAUGACCGGCUUCUUUAAUCCCCAAGGCUUUCUAACAGCCAUGCGACAGGAGGUGACGCGAGCCCACAAAGGCUGGGCUUUGGACUCGGUGGUGCUGCAGAAUCAAAUAACGCGCUACAACAGGGAGGACAUCACCGAGUAUCCCACGGAGGGGGUCUAUGUGCACGGAUUGUUCCUGGAGGGCGCUUCGCUGGAUCGCCGCAGUGGCAAGCUGAUUGAGUCCAAGAUGAAGGUGCUCUACGAGCAGAUGCCCGUCAUCUAUAUAUACGCGAUAAACACGACGGCCGGCAAGGAUCCCAAGCUGUACGAGUGCCCCAUCUAUCGCAAGCCACAGCGCACCGACUUAAAGUACGUGGGCUCGAUUGAUUUCGAGACCGAAUUCAAUCCCAAGCACUGGACCCUGCGCGGCGUGGCCCUGCUCUGUGACAUCAAGUGAACCCCAACCGCAACCUCAAUCUCAAUGCCUCAACCUCAAUACCCCCCUUCAAAUACCGAUUGCCAUUGUUUGCCAUCAUGUCAACGGCUGUACGUGAGUGGGGCUCCUAAUGGCCCUGUGAUAAUUAUCUUUUUUCGUUGGGUGGACGUUAAAGUUUCGUGUAAUCCGGCGCAAAUACAACGUUAUUAAUUAAGCCCUCGGGUGAGGCAGGGCAAAUUGUUUGCACUCGGGACCAACCAGCACAAUGAUUAGCUGUUAUCCAUUUUGGUCAAUCCCCGCCAGGCGGGCUUUCCAAAAAAGCGCACCAAACCCUUAGAGAGUUUAAGCAUGUGAGUAGCGAAAUCGCAGUGUUUAAUAAA
Messenger RNA from Drosophila elegans, 14822 nucleotides. It is a transcript of the gene Dhc1, whose product is annotated as dynein heavy chain 5, axonemal. Bases 214 to 14463 code for a protein of 4749 amino acids. NCBI's taxonomy places the organism in Eukaryota, Metazoa, Arthropoda, Insecta, Diptera, Drosophilidae. The record is from RefSeq and is a predicted model, not a curated record. Gene Ontology annotation, biological process: microtubule-based movement. Gene Ontology annotation, cellular component: dynein complex. The transcript has 35 exons. Gene Ontology annotation, molecular function: dynein intermediate chain binding; ATP hydrolysis activity; ATP binding.